This is a messenger RNA of Mya arenaria, 1398 nucleotides long. Its product is annotated as leukocyte receptor cluster member 1 homolog. The coding region runs from base 56 to 976 and encodes 306 amino acids. The record is from RefSeq and is a predicted model, not a curated record. Lineage: Eukaryota; Metazoa; Mollusca; Bivalvia; Myida; Myidae. The transcript is spliced from 9 exons.
CGAGGAGUUCCGAAUGUCUAGCCCAACGUCCCAUUCUGCACUACACUUGUGAAAAAUGAAUAUUUUACCACAUAAAAGCUGGCAUGUACGCACAAAGAAGAAUAUUGAGCGUGUACGAAGAGAUGAGGCAAAAGCAGCAGAUGAGGAGAAAGAAAGGCAAAGAAAGAUAGCUCUUGCUGAACAAGAGGCUAGAACAGACUUGCUACGAAAAAGGGCCAGAGACAAAGAUGGAACAGCCAUUGAAGACUCAGCCAACAAAAGACGAAGAAUUGAAGAAACUCCUGGCAACAGCAGUCUUGCAGAACCAUCUGGUGACCGUCUUGUAGCCCCUGGCAGUAGCAGUAUCGCAGAAACAUCCAGAGACCUCUACACCGCCACAGGGCACAUCAAUUUCUUCAAGGAACUUGAGGCAGGGGAGGAGAAACAAGGGACCAAUAAGGAUCAUGAGGCGGAGAAAGCUGCGGAGAAAGAGAAGUGGGAGAAGGAUAUAGGCCUGCUUACAUACCUCGGCCAGAGUGCUGUUGAGACACAAGAGAAAACACCCUGGUACCUUGCAAAAAGAAAAGAAUUGACUAAAGAGGAGAAAUUUGAUGUAAAGGACCGUAAGUUAAAGGAGAGCCAUGAUCCACUGAGACAGAUGUCCUCGUACCUGCACACCAAACACAAGCACACGGACAGACACAAAGACAGUUCACACACGAAAAAGCAUAAAAAGAAGAAAAACAAGGACAAAGAAAAACAUAGAAAGAGUUCAUCAUCCAGUAAAACCAUCGAACAGCUGCGUGCAGAGAGGUUAAAACGUGAGCAGAUGGAGAGACAGAAGGUCAGAGAUAUGUUCUCUGGUCAGGGGUCAAAGGUCAAGGACAUUGAAGAGCCAAUCAGUGAGAGGGACAGGGGAUAUAACUCUCAGUUUAACCCAGAAUUUGUGAGAAAACCAAAACGUAAAAGACCUCAUGAGUUCACUGAUAGAUAUUAAUUUAAACAUUUGAUCUGCACAUAAUUGUUCAUGUAUUUAUAAUGUUGGCUUAAACUGUUGAACUUUGUAGAUUGUUCUUAGCUUGCCGUUUUUUCGGAGUGAAAUGAGUUGUGAUAACCUUCGUGUGGUCAGGUUUAACCUUGGGCACAACUCAAAAAUGUUCAAGUUAUUCUGUUGAAACUGUAGUAUGUAUGUUGCAUGAGACUAUAUGCACACAUGUAGCAAGGCCAAACAACUCUGACUGAAAUAAGUGUUGUAUUGUGUCCCCUUUUUUACUGAAAAAUAACAGAGGAGCGUUGGCAUCCGCUUGCAGUGCUCUUGUUUACAUAUAAGGUACCUAUAGAUUUUAUAAUUUUCAUCUGUUUUAUUUCUAAAUAAGUGUCUUUUUUGUUGUAUAAAACAAAAUAAAAUACAGAAAUACC